This is a messenger RNA of Epinephelus moara (kelp grouper), 2576 nucleotides long. RefSeq names its product alpha-mannosidase 2-like. Gene Ontology annotation, molecular function: alpha-mannosidase activity; carbohydrate binding. The transcript has 17 exons. Gene Ontology annotation, cellular component: Golgi membrane. The record is from RefSeq and is a predicted model, not a curated record. The annotation marks the transcript as partial. Gene Ontology annotation, biological process: protein deglycosylation; mannose metabolic process; N-glycan processing. NCBI's taxonomy places the organism in Eukaryota, Metazoa, Chordata, Actinopteri, Perciformes, Serranidae.
UGUUUCUUUUUUUUUUUGCGGGAAACCGAGGUGAAACGCUACGUCACCGAACAACAGCACGAGACACACCGGUGCGCGAGACCUGCUGCAGUUUGUCAACGCGGAAGUUGAGUGAGAAAGCAAUGAAGAGGAGUCGGCUGCUGGCUGUGCUGGUGGGCGGAGUCUUCUGCGUUGCAGUGAUGUCACUGUACCGUAUGCUGGAGCUGAUGCAGGGGGCGGAGCUUCAACAACACCGGGUGACACCUGCUGGACGGGUGGACGACGAUUUGUCCCGCCUCCAGCAGAAGAUUGACAGGUUGGAGCGUCUCCUUAGGGACAACAACCGUCUGGUUGCUGCGCUGCGUGACUCUCUGCUCCGCCGCAAAGCAUCAUGGGAAACGGGAGGAGGGGCCAAUAUCAGCUUGGACUCCGCCCACAGCCGAGCCGAAGCGCUGCCUGGCUGCCGAUUGGCUGAAGAGAAGAAGGACGGAACAGACGGAGUGCAGCUGCUGGAUGUUUACGACCUCCUGCCUUUUGAUAAUGUCGACGGCGGCGCCUGGAAACAAGGUUUUGAGAUCCAUUACCAAGGCGACGAGUGGGACAAGCAGCCGCUGGAACUUUUCCUGGUUCCUCAUUCACACAACGACCCCGGCUGGCUGAAGACGUUUGACAGUUACUAUGACGACCAGACCAAACACAUCCUCAACAACAUGCUGAUCAAACUGACUGAAGACAGCAGGAGGAAGAUGAUUUGGGCCGAAAUCAGUUAUUUCUCCAAAUGGUGGAAUGACAUCGACGAGCAGAAGAGAGCGAUGGUCAAACGCCUGGUGGGGGCGGGACAGUUGGAGCUGGUGACGGGCGGCUGGGUGAUGGCGGACGAAGCGAACUCUCACUACUUCGCUCUGUUGGAUCAGCUGAUCGAGGGCCACCAGUGGCUCCAGCGACACCUGGGUGUGAAGCCGAGGAGCGGCUGGGCCGUGGAUCCAUUUGGCCACUCCCCCUCGAUGACCUACCUGCUGAAGGGGGCGGGGCUCAGCAACAUGGUCAUCCAACGCGUUCACUACGCCGUCAAGAAGCACUUCGCCCAACAACAGACCCUGGAGUUUCUAUGGCGACAGAGCUGGGACUCCUCCCCCCGCAGUGACAUCACGUGUCACAUGAUGCCAUUCUACAGUUAUGACGUACCGCACACGUGUGGUCCGAACCCGGCGGUCUGCUGUCAGUUUGAUUUCCACCGCCUGCCAGGAGGGCGGGUCUUCUGUCCAUGGAGGAUACCGCCGCAGCCAAUCACAGAGCAGAACGUCCAGGAGAGAGCUGUCCUCCUGUUGGAUCAGUACCGGCAGAAGUCUCGUCUGUUUCGAUCUCCGGUUCUUCUCGUCCCGCUUGGUGACGACUUUCGCUUCACGGAGUCGAGCGAGUGGGACGCUCAAUUCAGUAACUACCAGAAACUCUUCGACUACUUCGACCAGCACCCAGAGCUCCAUGUCAAGGCUCGUUUCGGGACUCUGUCCGAUUACUUUGAAGCUCUUCAUCGGCGCCUGAGCGCCGCAGGAGCGACUCUGCCGACACUCAGCGGUGACUUCUUCACAUACGCCGACCGUGACGAUCAUUACUGGAGCGGAUACUUCACCUCGAGACCAUUUUACAAACGCCUCGACAGAACGCUUGAGGCCACGCUCAGAGCGACAGAAAUCCUCUUCAGCUUGACGUUGGCUGAAAUGCGUCGUUUCCGGGGCGAUGGUCGUCUGGUCCCAGAUUUUCCAGCACACAAACACUUCCAGCAUUUAAUGGCGGGGAGGCGAAGCCUGGCAUUGUUCCAGCAUCAUGACGCUGUCACUGGCACUGCUCGUGACCCUGUCGUGGUCGACUAUGGCACCAGGUUGUUUCACUCGAUCCUGAACCUGCGCCAGGUGCUGCAGAGCUCCGCCCACUGGCUGCUCCUGCUGGACAAGAACCAGUACCACCACGACCAAUCAAAACCCUUCAUGCAAAUGGAUGAUAUCAUGUCAGCGCACGACGCUUUGCCUCACAAGACGCCCCUCACACUCAGUGAUGAACCCAGGUCAUUGAUCAUCUUUAACCCAACGGAGCAACUUCGUACGUCCGUCAUCAGCGUCGUCAUCGACUCUCCAGACGCUCGUGUUGUUGACGCAGAAACAGGUCGACCAAUGGCUGCACAGAUCUCCGCGGUGUGGGCGGAGCCGAGCUGGGCGUCCACAGAAUCCUUCCAGCUUGACUUCGUGGCCGAACUUCCUCCUCUGUCACUCGUCGUGUAUCAUGUGACCAAAGCCUCUUCUGGCUCCGCCCACCGGGUUCAGUACACCUUCCGUCGCCGUGGCAACCCACCGACCAUCCAGGCCGAACACUUCCAGGUGUCCCUCCCAGAAGGACCUGAGGCCGACGCCCCCCUGUCGCUCAGCAACAAACACGUCCAAACAUGGAGCUCCCCAGAAACCGGCCUGCUGCAGAACCUCCGUCUGCAGUCCGGUCUGCUCCGUCAGCUCCACGUCCAGUUUCUGUGGUACGGAACCAGAACCGGAGCCAACCGGGACAAGAGCGGAGCCUACCUGUUCCUGCCGGGGGAGGAGGGGGCCCAG